This is a messenger RNA of Anopheles maculipalpis, 1188 nucleotides long. It is a transcript of the gene Daao2, whose product is annotated as D-amino-acid oxidase. The transcript has 4 exons. The record is from RefSeq and is a predicted model, not a curated record. Gene Ontology annotation, molecular function: FAD binding; D-amino-acid oxidase activity. Bases 81 to 1124 code for a protein of 347 amino acids. Lineage: Eukaryota; Metazoa; Arthropoda; Insecta; Diptera; Culicidae.
GUUACCGGUACGAUCAGUACAGUGUGAACGAUCGGAUCACACGGUUUAAUCGAAAGGUUCUGCAGAGGUGUACUAGCAACAUGAAACAAAUUGUGGUGAUAGGCGCCGGUGUCAGUGGUCUCAGUGUUGCAGUACAGUUGGCUGAACAUUAUUACAAUGUAGCGAAUGUAACGCUGAUAUCCGAAGACGUUAGCCCCAACACGACGGGAGAUGGAUCGGCCGGUUUAUGGGGUCCAUAUUAUUGUGGGAAAACACCAGAUCAUAAGAUAGUAAAAUGGUCCAGCGAAACUCAUCUGUUUUUCCAUCAGCUGUGGAAGAACGGGCUUGGUGGAAAGAUCGGUGUGUGCCUGCAACCGUGCAUGCGGCUAACGACAGAUCCCAACGGAUAUCCGGAACCAGCAUGGAAGGAAAUAGUGUUCGGUUGCCAGAAGAUCAAGGAAUCGGAACUGAAGCGGCUAAGCAAUGAGCACGGACGAUUGUACACGGGUGGAUAUCACUUUGCCACCUUCACUUGUGAGCCAACCGGCUUGUUACCGUAUUUGUUUAAUCGGUUUAUUGCGGUCGGUGGAAAGUUCGUGGCGUCGAAAGUCCGAAACUUUGACGAAAUCAUCCGCAAUCGACCCGUGGAUCUGAUUGUGAAUUGUAGCGGACUUGGUUCGUUGGAGUUAGCUAGCGAUAAGGCGGUGCUUCCCAUUCGAGGUCAGGUAGCGCGGGUUAGUGCACCGUGGAUUUAUGAAGUCAUUCUGGAUGACAGUGACGAUGGUAAUUACAUAAUUCCCAACUGCGAAACCGUCGUGCUGGGUGGAACACAUCAGAUGAAUGACUUUAAUCGCAACGUUGCACGAGACGAUAGUCGAUUCAUUUUCGAUGGAUGUGAGCGUAUGCUGCCUAGCCUUCGUAAUGCGAAUGUCACGAGCGAGUGGGUCGGUUUACGGCCAGGACGAGACAGCGUACGCCUUGAAUUGGAACACUAUCGAUCAGAUACUGAGAAGCAAUCAGUGCCAAUAAUUCACAAUUAUGGACACGGCGGGUGUGGAGUGACUCUCUGCUGGGGUUGUGCUAAAGAAGUGGUCGAAAUCAGUAGUACUCUCGGAUGGAGUAAGCCCACCGCAUCUAAACUAUAGUGUUUAUCUUAUUUAACGCCAAAGUUGUGUGAAUUUAUUAUAAGUGAAUAAGGUUGCAUAAAAA